AUUCAUUACUCCUCAUUCUCUCGGGUUUCGUCAUAGUUUUCUCUAGCCAUGCCAGAGCCGUCCAAGUCCGCUCCCGCCCCGAAGAAGGGCUCCAAGAAGGCGGUGACCAAGGCGCAGAAAAAGGACGGCAAGAAACGCAAGCGCAGCCGCAAGGAGAGCUACUCUGUCUACGUGUACAAGGUGCUGAAGCAGGUCCACCCUGACACCGGUAUCUCCUCCAAGGCGAUGGGCAUCAUGAACUCCUUUGUCAACGACAUCUUCGAGCGCAUCGCUGGUGAGGCCUCUCGCCUGGCCCAUUACAACAAGCGCUCAACCAUCACGUCCAGGGAGAUCCAGACGGCCGUGCGCCUGCUGCUGCCUGGGGAGCUGGCUAAGCACGCGGUGUCCGAGGGCACCAAGGCCGUCACCAAGUACACCAGCUCUAAGUGAGCUGCUAGCCUGUGGACCUAGUUAAUUGUCCAAAUCUACACCCCAACGGCUCUUUUCAGAGCCACCCAUACUUUCAAAAAAGAACUGGGACACAUUUUGUCCGCCCUUAUAAACAAUGAUAGUUUCCGUCGGUCUAAAAACCAAACCCACUGCCGUCGAGUCUAUUCUGACUCAGCGGCCCUAUAGCACAGUAGAACUGCCACCGCCCUAUAGGGUUUUAAGGCCUAUAAAUUUUUAUGGUAGCCAACUGCCAUAUCGUUUUCCCGCAAAGGGGCCGGUGUGUUCGAAUCGCUGACUUUUCUGUUAGCAGCUGAGCGCUUUAAGCACUGUGCCACCCAGGUUCAUGUAUCUUAGUGCUCAACUGGUAUAAAAGUUACUAUUUGGUUUUACUGUGUUUCAAGUGUCUGCUGCCAAAUUUUCUAUAUUGUAAGCAAUGGAAACUGAAAUUUUCUUAUUUUAUCUAACAUCCUAACUCGGAAAUUAAUGCUAAAACUCAACAGUUGACAAAGCUACUCGGUAAAGACCAAGCGCCAUUUAAAAAAUCUAUCGGCUUCUAUUGAAAAUAGCUGAAUGUCUGCUUCCCUUACAAGUUACAAGUCCAUGUUUUCAUGCCCUCAGUAGGGUGCUCCAUGAAUAUCACAUAAACAUUGGUUUGAGAGAAAAUCAUCCCCAGGCCGUCUUCCCUUUAGAUUCGUUUUGUAACAUAAAUAUUGGAAAUGUGCUUUCUUUUCACUUAUAGGCCUCCAAACCAAAAACGCAUUGCCGUUCCGAGUCGAUUCCAGCUCAUAGCGACCCUACAGGACAGAGUAGAACUGCCCCGAAGGGUUCCAAGGUUACAAAUCUUUAUGAAAGUAACCUGCCACAUCUUUCUUCCGCAGAGCUGCCCGUGGGUUCGGACUUUUGGAUUAACCAGGCUCCUUCUCCGUAAAGAUUACAGCCUUGGAAACCUUAUGGGGACAGUUCUGCUCUAGCCUAUAGGGUCGCUAUGAGUCAGAAUCAACCUGACGGCAACCGGUUUGGGUUUUGAUUAUAGCUCCAGCCACAUUGCUCCAGGUGAGGUCAAUAAAGUACAGCAGAAAUGAUGGUAUGUCACUUCCAAGAUUAGAUUAUAAAAAAGACACAGAGGCUUCUGCCUUGACUACUCUCACUCUCUCUGAUCAAUUCCUCCAGAGGAAGGAAGCCAGCCGUUGUUAUGAGUAGUCCUCUGAGAUAGACACCCACAUACUGAGGAACAUGGGGAAUUCAUCCCUGGGCCACAGGGCCUGCCUGCGCUGACUUAUCUAAAUUUUACACAACCGUUUUUAAAGAUUUUAAGGAUUGGAAAUCAUAGACUAAUUUAGAUUCUGACACACACAAAAAAAACUUAAAUUCUCUGCUAUUGAUUCUAUUUCCAGUAGUGGUAAACAAGAAAACUCAGAUCAACCCUGAUGCUGAGAACUAGAACACAAUAUGACUGGAGGUAUCAGGAAGCUAUCAAGACAAUACAGAAUAACAGAACCAAAAACCAGGAAAAAAGAAAACCUAGAGUGUUAUACAGCUGGAAAAUAUGAGGAAGAAAUUCUCCACAUACUAUUAUGGAAUGAUUUUCAGGAUAUACUUUUAAGUGAACUAAAGCAAGGUAGAGAAAAUUCUGUUUAGAAUGUUACUAUUUAUCUAAUUGGGGGUAACGCAGUCCCAGUGCCCCAGAAUAUAAGUGAACAUUUAAUGCACUCAAAUGCUAACCGAAAUGUUGGAGGUUUGAGUUCACCCAGAGGCACCUCAGAAGAAAAAUCUGUCAGCCUGCUUCUGAAAAUCAGCCAUUGAAAA
This is a messenger RNA of Loxodonta africana (African savanna elephant), 2235 nucleotides long. RefSeq names its product histone H2B type 1-N. The coding region runs from base 49 to 429 and encodes 126 amino acids. Gene Ontology annotation, cellular component: nucleosome. The transcript has a single exon. Gene Ontology annotation, molecular function: DNA binding; protein heterodimerization activity; structural constituent of chromatin. NCBI's taxonomy places the organism in Eukaryota, Metazoa, Chordata, Mammalia, Proboscidea, Elephantidae. The record is from RefSeq and is a predicted model, not a curated record.